AUGGACUCUCCAGCAGCCGCUAUGGAUUCUACCUUGUCGUGGUCCAGUCCUUAUACCGGAGCAGUCCCUGGAUCAGUUCCCGCCUUAACGCCGCUCUCGAUGCCGCAUACUCCGCAUACUCCGCAUACUCCUCUACUGACCUCUGCCAUGACAUCUCCUGUUGACAGCACUCCUAUGCUUGGAUUCUGCUUUCCAGAGUUCAACUUGGAACGUCCUACCUCCAUGAAGCUUUAUCGAAGCCACUCCGAAGGAACCGUGGGUGUUUCCUCAACUAUGGCCACUCGCAAAUGCGCCCCCAAAUCUCAGCGCCGAGAAUCCAUUAAUGUCAGCAUGCCUGUUACAUACACCCCAGCUACGCACCGUAUCAGCAAAGCGAAGAAGGGGAAACGUGUCCAUGCGUGCCAAUUCCCUGGAUGUACAAAGGUGUUUACAAGAGCCGAACAUAGACGCGAACAAGAAUCUCGCGCUACUAAAUCAACAACCGGCCACAAGAGACGAAUCAGCCAAAUCUCCGAUACCUCCGAUAUUGCCCCAAUGUCUUCUCCCUCUCUUACAAUGCCUCACUCGGUCCCAACCUCCGCUCAAAUUCCUCCAAUCACUCCUGAGUUGCACUCUCUUCAAGCUGCACACUCUCCAUAUCUGAACACCCAGCUUCUUUCCCCACCGUACUGGACCAGCUUCCGAAGAGCUUCCGAUCCUGCUAUUGCGUACUCUGGCAUACCAUAUUCUAGGGGUGAUGACUCGAGUCUCUUCUCUUCUCCGGAAUGUUCCCGAUCUCCUUCUUCGGAUAGUAGCCACGGCAGCCAUUUCCCAUUCAGCACCCCACACAUUACAGGAAUCGGUAUCUUCCAUGAGCCCAUGGUCGACCAAACUCUCAUGGGUUCUUCAUUGACAUAUGACUCGAAUUUCGGCAGCUUUCAGGCGCUUGAUUCUACAGCCAUUCAAUCUUCACCACUGGUUACACUCCCAGCUGACGGUGAUAGCACGCGGAUAUGUAACCUCCCUUUGAACUGGGCUCAAACGAAUGGAUUUCCUUGCGAUGCGAACUUGCUUCCUCCAUCUGAAUCGCUUCAACCAAUAGUUGAAUGGGCAUAG
Microsporum canis CBS 113480 is the source of this 1095-nucleotide messenger RNA. RefSeq lists its product as hypothetical. The transcript has 4 exons. The record is from RefSeq and is a predicted model, not a curated record. The coding region runs from base 1 to 1095 and encodes 364 amino acids. Lineage: Eukaryota; Fungi; Ascomycota; Eurotiomycetes; Onygenales; Arthrodermataceae.